AACAUUUUUCUCUCUUCAAUAAAUAAAAUUUUUACUCACAUAAUCACCGGUAGUAAGUAGUUUUUAUUAUAAAUAAAUAUAAAACGGCUAACAAAAUGGAGGUCGGUGAUAAUAAAAUAAUGUCUGAAUUAAGCGACGACAAAAAAUCAUUUGCUGGAAUACCUGAAGCUGCAUUUGUGGAAGAUGUUGACGCUUAUAUGGCGUUGCCGGAGAACAAUGGCCAGGUAGACAAAGCACUUAAGAGGCUGGACGAGAGUCACAGCAAGUACAAAUUCAUGGAGUUCAACUUAUCCAGUAAGAGGCGAAGACUUAGGUCCCAAAUUCCGGAGCUCGAGCGAGCGCUGGAGAUGAUUAAAAAAUUGCAGGCUGAGAAGAACAGUAGCCAGAACCUCGAGACGCAAUUUUUAUUGUCUGAGCAAGUGUUUGCUAAGGCUAUUGUCCCACCUACUGACAAAGUGUGUCUGUGGCUUGGUGCUAAUGUCAUGUUGGAGUACACUUUGGACGACGCUCAGGAAUUGAUGGUUAAAAAUAUUGAAACUGCGAAGACAAAGUUGGUCCAAGUUGAGCAUGAUUUGGAUUUCAUUCGCGAUCAAUUUACCACCACUGAAGUUAACAUGGCCCGAGUUUACAACUGGGACGUGAAGAAGAGACAAGCUGCUAAAACUACUACGAAAUAAUUAAUUAAAAAUUGUAUUAUUAUUAAUUUCUAUUUAAAAAUUUUGAUUUUGUCUUUUAGAAAAUUUUUGAGUUCUAAAAAUUCAAAAGU
Molecule: messenger RNA, 766 nt
Organism: Cotesia glomerata
Lineage: Eukaryota; Metazoa; Arthropoda; Insecta; Hymenoptera; Braconidae
Gene: mgr
Product: prefoldin subunit 3
Exons: 2
Coding region: 96-677 (193 amino acids)
Biological process (GO): protein folding; tubulin complex assembly; microtubule-based process
Cellular component (GO): prefoldin complex; cytoplasm
Molecular function (GO): tubulin binding
Source: RefSeq, a predicted model, not a curated record